Molecule: messenger RNA, 1248 nt
Organism: Rosa rugosa (rugosa rose)
Lineage: Eukaryota; Viridiplantae; Streptophyta; Magnoliopsida; Rosales; Rosaceae
Product: alpha/beta hydrolase domain-containing protein VTE7
Exons: 10
Coding region: 122-1129 (335 amino acids)
Molecular function (GO): catalytic activity
Source: RefSeq, a predicted model, not a curated record
CCCUUUUCCGACGACUUAAAGUGGUGAAGUCCAAACGCACCGUUUUGACAAGGAGUCCCGCUCCACUUCCCUGGAUAUGGAUAGAGUAUUGCAUUCAAACCUCACCCGCAGGUGAAGAAAUAUGUUAACACUCACAGCCAGCUCUCUCCCCAUUCGCACCGCUUCCGCAAUCCAAAGGGGUCUACUCACUGUUCGCUCCGACGCAUUCCCUUCUUUCCUUCCCAAAGAAGUCGAGAACAUCAAAGACCCAUUUGCCCGGAAACUCGCUACACGAAUAGAAAGGCUUCCCGUUAGUUUUGGUGAGAAUUGUGUGAUGAGUAGCUGUGUGAAGCCGUUGGUACAGAGCGAGACGAGUCCGGUGGUUCUUCUCCAUGGUUUUGAUAGCUCCUGUUUAGAAUGGAGAUACACUUAUCCAUUGCUUGAGGAAGCUGGCCUCGAGACUUGGGCUGUUGACAUUCUUGGUUGGGGUUUCUCUGAUUUAGAAAGACUCCCCCCAUGUAAUGUGGCCUCGAAGCGAGACCAUUUUUUUCAGCUUUGGAAGUCCUACAUUAAAAAGCCAAUGAUAUUGGUUGGACCAAGCCUCGGUGCUGCUGUUGCAAUUGACUUUGCAGCCAGCUAUCCAGAAGCAGUUGAAAGGCUAGUUUUGAUUGAUGCAAGUGUGUAUACAGAAGGCACCGAAAAUCAACCAACCUUGUCUAAAAUGUUAGCCUAUGCUGGAGCAUAUAUAUUGAAGAGUUUCCCUUUGCGCUUCUAUGUAACCUUUUUGUGCUUCACUGGCAUAUCAUUGAGUACCAGCCUAGAUUGGACAAAUAUUGGCCGCUUGCAUUGCCGGUUUCCUUGGUGGGAGGAUGCACUUGUGGAUUUCAUGAUGAGUGGGGUGUACAAUGUUAGUGCCCAGAUAGAACAGGUAAAGCAGAGGACACUUAUCAUAUGGGGCGAGGAAGACCAGAUCAUUAGCAACAAGCUUGGAGUGAGAUUGCACUCUGAACUGCCAGAUGCAAUUAUACGACAAAUACCAGAUUGCGGACACAUUCCUCAUGUAGAAAGGCCGAGCUCUGUUGCGAAAAUGAUUCUGGAAUUUGUUCGAGAAGCUCAGUACAAAGAGGUUGAAUAUAGUACUCAAUUCUGAAGGUUUCCUUUUCAUCUCCGCUUUGUUGAUAUUGAGCAUAGUUGUUUUGAACCUCACCAUUUCAUGGGAUUCACCCUGUCCUAUAUUUUAUAAAUUUGGCAAAUCUUGAAUCGUUCAUC